Molecule: messenger RNA, 2195 nt
Organism: Misgurnus anguillicaudatus (oriental weatherfish)
Lineage: Eukaryota; Metazoa; Chordata; Actinopteri; Cypriniformes; Cobitidae
Source: RefSeq, a predicted model, not a curated record
UUGCAACCCGCCAGUAAACCCACAAAAGAAGAAGAAAGAGCUCGCGUGUGAUGUGUUUGUGUAUCCUCAGUGUUUUUCUCUCUUGUGUGUUUUAUUGGGUGUAAACAGAGUCUUGUCUCUGUGUAUUUUAGUGUUGAUGAUGAGAUGUGCUGUAAAUGAGUAUGAACUGAUCUGUUCACGCUGGAUAUAUUGAUGAUUUCAUCACAGAAAUCUCUCAGCUGAAGAAAGAGGAGAUUUAACAAUGAAUCGAGAGGAUGUGGAUUGUUGUGAAUCUUCAGUGUAUAAUGUGACUGAUGAUGGGAGUCUGGAUUCAGUGUGGAUGAGCAGAGAUCAGAGCCGCACACCACAGACACUGCUGGACUCUAAACUCUCUGAAGAGAAAUCCAGACACACACAGGACUCUGAUCUCAGUCUGACUUUACUCUGUUAUACUGAGUCAAAGCUCACAGACACUCAGGACACUACAGUGUGUGACAGUAAACAGAGCUUACAGGAGGAUCAAACCUCCACAGAGUCUCUGGAUUCUGUCUGUAACGCUGGAGAACAGCAGCAGAUCCUGCAGAUGUGUUCAGUCAAACUCAUCGACUGCACGAACCUCAUGAUCGAGAUCAAAACUGAACCCACAGAAAUCAAAAUUGAGCCCACAGAAAUAGAAACUGAACUCAUAGAAAUCAAAACUGAAUCUACAGAAAUAAAAAUUGAACCCACAGAAAUCAAAACUGAACCCACAGAAGAGGAAGAUUGCAUUGAUGAAGAUAAUGAUUUUAUUCCAUCAGAUGUGAAGAGUGAUUCAUGUUUGGAUAUAGAAAUAACGUCCUCAACAUCAGAAGAGCGACCGACAGCACAAACUCUUUCCUGCAUCACCUGUGGAAAGACAUUCAGCUCACAGAGACUUUUAGAGAGACAUGAGAGAAAACACACAGAAGAGAAACUCUUCACCAGAUCUGAGAUCAGCUUUACUACCUUACAAGAGAAGAAACUUCAUUCAGAAGACCACAAGAAGAAGAAGAAAAAGAAUAUUCACUUUAAAGAGAAACUCUAUCAUUGUUCACACUGUGAUAAACAUUUCUGUCAUAAAUAUCGGCUGAUAGUCCACGAGAGAGUUCACACUGGAGAGAAACCUCAUCACUGUCGUGUCUGUGGGAAGAGUUUCCGUCAACAGUCACACUUAAUAAGGCACCAGAGAAUUCAUACAGGUGAAAGACCUUACAAAUGCUCUCAGUGUGACAUGACGUUUGCUGAGUCACGUUACUUAAAAGUCCAUGAGAGAGUUCAUACUGGAGAGAAACCUUACGUCUGCGCUCAAUGUGGAAAGAGCUUCUCAAAUCCAUCUCAAUUAAGAAUUCAUCACAGAGUUCAUACUGGAGAGAAACCUUAUCACUGUAGUGUCUGUGGGAAGAGUUUUAGUCAACGGUCAAACUUACAUAAGCACCAGAGAACUCAUAAAGGUCAUAAACCUUUCAAAUGCUCUCAGUGUGACAUGACAUUUAAUUAUUCAGCUCAAUUGGAAGCCCAUCAGAGUGUUCACAUUGAAGAGAAACCUUGCAUCUGCACUCAAUGUGGGAAGAGUUUCACCGAUCUAUCUCAAUUAAGAGUUCAUCAGAGAAUUCACACUGGAGAGAAACCUCAUCACUGUAAUCUCUGUGGGAGGAGUUUUGAUCGACAUGACAGUUUAGUGACACACCUGAUGACUCAUACAGGUGAUAAACCUUUCAGAUGCUCUCAGGUUGAUAAGACGUUUGCUCAGUCAGGUUCCUUAAAAUCCCAUCAGAGACUUCAUACGGGAAAGAAACCUUAAAGGAAUACUUUACAAAAAAUUUUCUCACCCCCAUGUCAUACAAAAUGUUGAUGUCUUUCUUUGUUUAGUCGAGAAGAAAUUAAGUUUUUUUUGAGAAAAACAUUGCAGGAUUUUGCUCAUUUUAAUUGACUUUAUUGGACAACAACACUUUACAAUUUCAACGCUGUUUCAAAGUGCUCUAAACGAUUCCAAGCUAGGAAUAAGGACAGGGCUCCAUACUGACAUUUGAGAGGGGUGGUACUGGCACCUCCUAAGUUGUACAGCUGGUGGCGCUGGGCCUCAAUAUGGUGGCACCAGUCACUGAGUGGUGUAAAAAACACUAAAACUAAGUCCAAACAUGUUUAUUGCAUUAAUAUAUAUUCUAGGGCUGUCAAAAAAUUAGUUGAUUAAUCGCAUA